AAAAAGAAUCGCGAUGCUCCGCUUGGGCAGAGCAGUCGCGUUGCUGCGGACGCUUCCCGCCCAGCCCCGGGGGGAACGGGGCAACUUCCCCAGAAGAGCCGCGUCUGCCGGGAGGCAAAAGGAGAUCUUGCUCGAGGUGCACGGAGAGGCUGGCGGCGGUAUUGCAGAAAUUCUGAUGAACAGACCACAUGCCAGAAAUUCACUGGGGAAAGUGCUCGUGGAUGAGCUGUUUGAAACCCUUGAAGUUCUCCAUUUUGAUGAGAGUAUUCGUGUGGUGAUAAUUAAGAGCAAAGUGAAAGGCGUUUUUUGUGCAGGUGCUGACUUAAAAGAGCGUGCUAAAAUGAGCAAUACUGAAACAGACCAUUUUGUUCAGAGGCUCAGAAACUUAAUGGAUGGCAUUGCUGCUCUGCCAAUGCCCACCAUUGCGGCCAUAGAAGGCCAUGCGUUGGGUGGGGGCUUGGAACUGGCACUAGCUUGUGAUCUCCGUGUGGCAGCAUCGUCGGCUAAGAUGGGUUUGAUUGAAACAACAAGAGGACUCUUUCCUGGUGCAGGUGGAACCCAGCGCCUACCACGCUGUAUUGGACUAAGCCGUGCUAAAGAACUAAUUUUUACUGGCAGACAGAUUGAUGGACAAGAGGCGUUCUCAAUAGGUUUGGUUAAUCAUGCAGUGCCACAGAAUGAGGAAGGGGAUGCAGCUUACCAAAGAGCACUGGCUUUGGCUGAAGAGAUUGUUCCUCGGGCUCCCAUAGCUGUGAAAAUGGGAAAAGUGGCUAUAAACAAAGGGAGUGAGGUGAAUAUUUCCUCUGGUAUGGCUAUUGAAAGAAUGUGUUAUGCCCAGAAUAUCCCUACGAGAGACCGGGAGGAAGGGAUGGUAGCUUUCAUAGAGAAACGGCCACCUAAGUUCAUUGGGAAGUGACUUUUGUCAAACUUCGUUCAGUUGACUGAAGACAAUUGCAAGAAGUUACGAGAAGGCUGUGUCUUAUUACAACUUUUUUUCUACAUAAAUUUUAUAUUCAGCCAAC
This is a messenger RNA of Lacerta agilis (Sand lizard), 1022 nucleotides long. RefSeq names its product enoyl-CoA hydratase domain containing 2 (gene ECHDC2). The transcript is spliced from 10 exons. Gene Ontology annotation, biological process: fatty acid beta-oxidation. Gene Ontology annotation, cellular component: mitochondrion. NCBI's taxonomy places the organism in Eukaryota, Metazoa, Chordata, Lepidosauria, Squamata, Lacertidae. The record is from RefSeq and is a predicted model, not a curated record. Bases 14 to 916 code for a protein of 300 amino acids. Gene Ontology annotation, molecular function: enoyl-CoA hydratase activity.